UUUCGCCCUGCCCGACUGGAGAGGGACCGGCCGAGGUGGUGGUGCGAGCGGUGUACACUGGGGGCCAGCAGUCAUCCCAAGUCCGCGCCGGGACCCAGCCCGAUCACCCCGCGCAUCCUCGGCACGGUGCGAGCCACUUCUCCCCGUCCGUCGCUGUCCCCGGGGAGAUGGAGCCACCAGCUCUGACAGGGGACGCGCUCCUUGUCGGUCUCUAUUUCGGCGCCCUUCAGUGGCCUAAAACGCGGGCGGUGAUGAGACCCGCGGUGCCUGGUAGCGGCGGUGGCCGGGCGCGGCUUGUUUCUUGGCCGGAGAGGAGGGGGACCGGGCGGGACGGGAGAGCGUUUCGCAGCCGGCGAAUGGGUCCCGGUUCCUCCGGACAGGGUGCCCGCAUCACACCUCCCGCCGCGCUGGGACCCGGCUGCUGUUGCUGUUCAGCUUUCUCAAGCUGGGACUGACAGAAACUCAGGGACACGGAACUGCCUUUUAACUUUUAUUUGAGCAGCUGAGAAGUUUUCUUAAAAAUCUGGAGCAUAAUAUUAUUGUAGACUUUGGAAACGAUGGUGAAAGGACGGCAAAAUCUCUCUCGUUUGGUAGAAUGGAUUAACAGUUGACACAGUUGAUAGCAGAGACCAGUGCAGUGCUUUGUGCUCUUUUCUUAGGUCUGAUGACAUUGCUCAGAUAGCGACUUGCUUCCUUUAGGCUGAGUAAACCAUCCGAGAACAUCGGUGAAGUGGCUGAACUGACCAUAGCGGGGCUUGAUUUUUAGGAGCGUUAACUCCGGGCUGGAAGAUCGCUGUGAAAGGCUGUCCCUGCUGGUAGCAGCCGUGGGAGGAGAACCAAAACCAUUAACAAUCAUGCUACACCGAGAAAAUGAUACUUUGGGAUUCAAUAUUAUAGGAGGACGACCCAAUCAGAAAAAUCAGGAGGAAUCUGCUGAGGGAAUUUAUGUGUCAAAGAUCUUGGAAAAUGGACCUGCAGACAAAGCAGAAGGCCUGCAAAUUCAAGACAAAAUUAUUGAGGUCAAUGGGAAGGACCUCUCCAAGGCCACUCACGAAGAGGCAGUGGAAGCUUUUCGCAAUGCCAAGGAGCCAAUUGUAGUUCAGGUUUUACGACGAGCCCCAAUUAGCAAAGCUCAUGGUAGCUCUCAGGAUGUUCGGCUUGUGGACGCCAGUACUCAGACUGACAUCACUUUUGAGCACAUCAUGGCUCUAGCCAAACUAAGACCUUCCACACCACCAGUUCCUGAUAUCUGCCCUUUUCUGCUCUCAGACAGCUGCCAUUCUCUUCACCCAGUGGAGCAUGAAUUUUAUGAUGGUAAUGAGUAUCUUUCCAGCCUGCCUGCUGAUGCAGAUAGAGCAGAGGACUUUGAGUAUGAGGAGGUGGAGCUGUGCCGUGUUAGCAGCCAGGAGAAGCUGGGGCUGACUGUCUGUUACAGAACCGACGAUGAGGAGGACACAGGGAUCUAUGUCAGCGAGGUUGAUCCGAACAGCAUUGCUGCCAGAGAUGGCCGGAUCCGUGAAGGAGAUCGCAUUUUGCAAAUAAAUGGCCAAGAUGUCCAGAAUCGGGAAGAGGCAGUGGCAUUGCUCUCCAGUGAAGAAUGCAAGAAAAUUGUGUUGCUGGUUGCAAGACCAGAGAUGCAGCUGGAAGAAGGGUGGCUCGAUGAUGAAAGGAAUGACUUCUUAGAGGAGUUAAACUUGGAAAUGUUGGAAGAGCAGCAUAAUGAAGCAAUGCAGUACACAGCCAAUGAGGUGGAGCAGCCAAAGAAGCAUGAAGAGGAGGAUGGCACUACAGACACUGCAACCUCAUCAUCCAACAAUCACGAGAAAGACAGUGGGGUGGGACCUACAGAUGAAAGUCUGCGUAACGACGAGAGCUCAGAGCAAGAAAAUGCACCUGAGGAGCAGAACAGCGCUACCCUGCAGAGCAAACGGGAGCUGGGCCACAGCCAAGAUACGUUAGGAAGCGUUGAGCUCCAGUGCAAUGAAAGCUUUGUGUCUGGGGAAUACAUUGAAUCUGAUUUCAUAGGAAACCCGGAGGAGGAAUGUGAAAGGUUUCGAAAGCUGUUGGAACUGAAGUGCAAGAUUCGAAACCAUGGGGAGUAUGACCUGUAUUACUCGAGCAGUACGAUUGAGUGCAACAGAAGAGAGCAAGAUGGAGUGGAGCAUGAGCUGCAGCUACUCAAUGAGGAACUGAGGAACAUUGAACUGGAAUGUCAGAAUAUUAUGCAAGCUCACCGGCUCCAAAAGGUGAGGGAUCAGUAUGGAGACAUUUGGACUUUACAUGACGAAGGGUUUAGAAAUUAUAACACCAGCAUAGAUGUACAAAGAGGCAAACUGGAUGACAUCAUGGAGCACCCUGAGAAGUCUGACAAGGACAGCUCCAGUGCCUACAACACAGCUGAAAGUUGCAGGAGCACUCCGCUGACAGUGGAGCGAUCCCCUGAUAACUCUCUCCAGAGGAUGAUCAGCAUCACCAACAGGAAAAACCUGAGGAGCACAAUUGCAGCUGAUCAGUCAUCCUCAGGACAAAGCAAUAGGGAGACAACCUCAGCCAAAACCAAACCCAGUGAGCAAAACAGUGCUGCUGAGGAUGCAGUACUGGCAUCAGAAAGCAGCAAGUUCACAGACCAGGAAAAGCAGAGCAGCGAGCACAUUCCCUACCUGUCUCCAUAUCACAGCUCUGCUUACAGGUAUGGGAAUAUACCUGCUCAUGCAAAGCAUUAUCAAAGCUAUAUGCAACUUAUCCAGCAGAAGUCUGCUGUGGAGUACGCCCAAAGCCAGCUCAGCCUGGUGAGCAUGUGCAAAGACUCACAGAAGUGUGCAGAGCCCAAGAUGGAAUGGAAAGUGAAAAUAAGGAGUGAUGGGACGAGAUACAUCACAAAGAGACCAGUUCGAGACAGAAUCCUGAAGGAACGUGCCUUAAAAAUUAAAGAGGAGCGCAGUGGGAUGACUACAGAUGAUGAUACAAUGAGUGAGAUGAAAAUGGGUCGCUACUGGAGCAAAGAAGAGCGAAAGCAGCAUUUGGUGCGAGCUAAGGAGCAGAGGAGGCGGCGAGAGUUCAUGAUGAGGAGCAGGCUGGAGUGUCUUAAGGAGAGUCCGCAGAGUGGCAGCGAGGGCAAAAAGGAAAUUAACAUUAUUGAACUGAGUCACAAAAAGAUGAUGAAAAAGAGAAACAAGAAAAUCUUGGACAACUGGAUGACAAUCCAAGAACUGAUGACACACGGUGCUAAAUCUCCAGAUGGCACAAGAGUGCACAAUGCCUUUUUAUCAGUUACUACUGUAUGAACGCAACUUCUUUCAGACAGUAUACUACCAGUUUAGGUAGAGUACGAUUGCCUCGUUCAAUGUGGCAUUUUUAUAUAUUUUGUGACUGUUUAUAGUUUGACCUUUUUGUAAGCAAAAUUACCUGGUAAAUUUUAAUUUGUUUUUCAUAUAACGGUACCUUCUUUAUCUGGCAGUCUUUCUUUAUCUUGUAAUAUAUUCAUAUUAUUCAUUUAUAGGAAAAAAAAAAAAAAGAAAAAAAGAAAAUCAAAACAAAAAAAAGUGGAGAAACCAAUUACUUUCUUAACCUAAUACAUAUCCUGUAAGUUAAGACCUGGAUUUAUUUCUCUAGUUCUCUUUUUUCUACUUUAGUAACAAUACAAUACCAAAACAAAAUGCUUUAUACUGUAUCCUUGGCUUAACAAGUUUUAAAGUUUUACAUCUUAGAUUACAUCUGUUUAUAAAUUGUAUGCCACAUCCCAUCAUAUAGAUAAGAAUGACAUUUUUCCAGCAACACAUUGUACAGUACAUUUAAUCUGUAAAUUGCAGUUGUAUUUGUCCAAGUAAAGUGUAGGUGGGCAAUUCUCCUGUGUUAUGUAGUGGCAUUGGUCAUGUAGCUGGGCAGUAUGUGAUAAUUGUGAAGAUGAAAGAGAAAUAAAUUAUUGCUUAUCUUUAAGAAAAAAAAAAA
Molecule: messenger RNA, 3948 nt
Organism: Columba livia (rock pigeon)
Lineage: Eukaryota; Metazoa; Chordata; Aves; Columbiformes; Columbidae
Gene: PDZRN4
Product: PDZ domain containing ring finger 4
Exons: 10
Coding region: 855-3284 (809 amino acids)
Molecular function (GO): protein binding
Source: RefSeq, a predicted model, not a curated record